UUCACUAUUCAUAGAAACUUCUAGUAAUAGCUAUAGAACACAGCUGUAUACGCUAUCGAUCACGUCGGUAAGUUGCGUGUAUUAAAAAAUUAGAAAAAAAUUGUCUAUGACAAAAUUAUUUGCACUGUUGUAUACAUUUUUUCAAAAGAACGUGAAAUCACGAGUGAUCUCAGGAUGAUCUUUCUCAAAUCAUAAUAUUGAAAAUUAUUUCUCUGAGGACAAAGGCCGAAUUAUCUGUGCAAGGAAAAAUUUCUCAUUGACACAUUUCACAGAUGGGAAAAAUCAAUUGCUCUCUUGCGACGUGCUCUACAUAAACAUUCUCCAUCACAUGAAUUAGAUUCUCCCCUAAUGCGUGUGUAAUGUGACCGGUGGUGUUGGUAUAUACGCGACCGCGAAUAUUAGUAUCCUGACGUCUCGGUGGAACCAUCAGUCUGAGAGUGACUGUUGAGGAGCAACAAGCCAAUUUCAUAGUUGAAUCGUCUUCGAGAUUUUUUAAUACAGUCGCAUCUUUCUGCGGCAAAGUCGACAACAGCGAAUUUCAAGAUGCUUGUUGUGCUGUUGAGCGUUCUGCCGAUUCUCUGGGCUCAGAGAAUCGAAGCGAGCGUACUGGUCGCUGACACUACCAUGUCCAGAAUGGUAGAAUUAAAUGCUGACGCUCCUUUUUGUGCACUUUACAAUGAUCGCGGGGUCAUCCAGAAAAUGGUCCUUGGCGCAGAUCCCAGAAAAGUUCGACAGAUUUCCAGCAACCUCGUUACUGAUCUCGAAGAGACCUGCAAGGCUUCGCGAAAUAGGGGAAAGAACCAAGCGCCUGGUGGUUUGAUAUACCCGGGUACCAAAUGGUGCGGACCGGGCAACAUAGCUGAUUCCUACAAGGAGUUAGGACAACAUGCGGCCGAAGAUGCUUGCUGCAGAGAACAUGAUCAUUGUUCGUAUACGAUAGCGCCGCAGGAGUGUAUACAUGAUCCAGGAGGUGGAGAAAGUGGGGGGACAUUAAUAUGCGCCGGUUGUCUCAAUGCUAUCGAUGAAGAUGAAUUUAUACAGGCAUUAAACCAAGAAUGGCACAUUGAUUGUUUCCGGUGUUCGGCAUGUGAUAUUGGCCUAUCCUCCUGGUACUUCGAGAAAGAUGGCUUACUAUUUUGUAAAGACGAUUAUUGGGCUGCUUACGGCGAAGCAUGUCAGGGCUGUGGUCAGAUCAUUACAGGUCCUGUUAUGCUGGCAGGCGAUCACAAAUUUCAUCCAGAAUGCUUUGCCUGUACUUCUUGCGGUGCUUUCAUCGGGGACGGCGAGAGUUAUGCGCUCGUCGAACGGUCUAAGUUGUACUGUGGGAUGUGUUACAAGCGACAGAUGCAGCCACUCAACAGGACAGCGAAUUAUCCUUUCGCUAGAAAACCACACAGCAUUAGAUUGGUAGAGAUACCUCCAAGCACGACAGAUCCAAAUAAGCAGAGAGGAAUUAAACUCACCUUAGACACAGCUCCCAGUCCCCGCAGUUGUGGCGCUUCGUUGCGUAUUUCAGAGUUAAUGAGAAAUGUUCGUGGAAAAAUCAGUAAGCUGCUGGCCUCUGUGAUGGAGGUUCUAUUUAGACUAUGCUGCCACUUCUCUAAUCAUAGAUUGAACAUGUCCAGCGAUCUUAUAUCGUUACAUAUUGGCGACCGAAUUUUGGAAGUAAAUGGCACCCCUGUUAAGGACCAACCAGUGGAAAAUAUCGAAAACCUCAUACAAUAUUCGGAUACAGUUCUACAAUUAACUAUCGAGCACGAUCCAGAUGCGGUAUCACGACGGCCCACAUUUUCCUCGCCUUCCUCGGCGAUGCUGACAUGCGUCGGCAGCCCCAGGACGAGUCCUGAAGGCAAAGAGCGAUUAUUUAAACGCCGAGAUGAGGGUUACAUCAGCGGUACGCGGAGUCGACAAUUGCGAAGGACGAGAGAUCCGAUGCAUAAAGAACGCAGCAGUUCUAUGUCGCGAUUACUCGAUGGAUCUUCCCCAACGAAUCCUACUUACGAUCUGAGCCGAACCAGAUCUUUCCGCGUAGAGCCAAAGAAUCAGAGAAUAUUUCGAGCGAGCGAUUUGGUAAAGGGAGAGCUCUUAGGCAAAGGAUUCUUUGGACAAGUGUUCAAAGUGACGCAUCGUGACACGGAUGAAGUGAUGGUCCUCAAGGAAUUGUACAGAGUGGACGAAGACGCGCAAAAGAAUUUUUUAAAAGAGGUAACUUUUUUUUCUGUAAAUUUUAGAAACAACGUUCUUCGAUUUAUCGGCGUCCUAUACAAGGAUAAGAAACUGCAUUUGGUUACCGAAUAUAUAGCGGGUGGCACGUUAAGAGCCCUGCUUCACGACACGAACGAACCACUACCGUGGGAACAGCGUACAUCCUUCGCGAAAGACAUCGCUGCCGGUAUGGCUUACUUGCAUUCCAUGAACAUCAUUCAUCGCGACUUGAAUUCACACAAUUGUCUCGUGCGCGAGGAUAAGACUGUAGUCGUCGCCGAUUUUGGUCUGGCGAGGAUCAUUCAGAACGGCAGUUCACCGGAUAACCGCAAGUACAAUCGACAUUCCGAUGGAGAGGUAAAGGCUUCGAAGAAAGAGCGGAAGAAACGAUACACGGUUGUUGGGAAUCCCUACUGGAUGGCGCCCGAAAUGAUGAAAGGUAACAAGUACGACGAGAAAGUGGAUAUAUUCAGCUUCGGCAUCGUCGUCUGCGAGAUAAUAGGCCGAGUUCAGGCGGAUCCGGAUUAUUUACCCAGAUCCUCGGAUUUCGGUUUGAAUCAAAACGUUUUCAAGGAGAAAUUUUGCUCCAAUUGCCCAGAGACUUUCUACAUGAUCGCGUUUCUGUGCUGCGAUCUAAAUCCCGACAAAAGGCCACCAUUCGAAGUCAUGGAGGUCUGGCUGGAAGGACUGGCGAUGCAUCUGUCAGUAGGCGCCGAGUUGCCAGCGGAUCUGGAUUUCGAUAUCAGAAAUUACAAAGGACCGAGUCCGAGCAGUAGCGAAUCGACGACUCCAGAAACUCUGGCGCCGCAAUUGAAACCCAUCAAGGAGGGCCAAAUACAUCAAGAAAAGAAACGGUCCAGCGGAUGCGAUGACAGCACGCUGGAACGCGAGAUAGACCCUAUACCAAGUAACACACUUUAUGUUCCUGAAGUCAUGAGUCCGCGAAACAGAUACACAAGACAGAACAGUAAGAACAACGAUAGCACGGGCAACGCAGGGCGUUACUCGAGACAAAAUUCCAAAUCGAAAGAAUUCGUAUCCGACAAGGAGAAGCCUGACAUCAUAAUCUCACCCGAUUCCAGCGGUUUUAGCGGACGGUAUUUGAGGAAUAAUAACGUCAAAUUGAAAGAUACUGCCCCCGACAUUCCAAAUACCUAUAUUUACUCGAAGCAGGAAACGUAUCCCAGGCAGAUCGACGCUAGCGAACAUAACUUGACUCGAGCACCUACCAUAGAAAAGAUAAAGUACGUGGGAAGCGCGAGUCCAUGCACGGUUUCCGACACUCCGGAGUAUAAAAUCGACAGUAAAAGCUCGUAUAAAGUCAACUUGAAACAUAAAUCGGCGGAAAAAUCCAACGAUACGAGCAGUCAUAAGACGAAGUCGGAGAGCAAAUUUAAGAUACCAGAUGCUGCAAACUCUGUCAGCUCGUAUCUGAGACAAAUCGGUAAAUCUAUCGGCACUGUGGAGAAGGAAAAUAAAGCGAUCAAUAAUCGAAACGGCCUGAAUUGCGGUGAUAAUGAUUCGAAGAAAGUAACCGGCGAGGGCGCAAAGUCAUCUACUGGAUCAUAUCUGCGAAGAACAAAGAUAUCACCGACCAAGGAAACAUCGAAGAAUGCAUUUUCCAGCAAAGAGACUGCAAAAGACAAAAUUGAUGGCGUUUCGCCGUUGCAAAAAUCCGUGGCUUCGAAAGUCCCACCGAACAAAGAGAAAGUCGUGGAAACCGAGAAAGGUAAAAUAUCCAGACAGGAGAGCAAUGUGUCCGACGUCGAUAGCAUCUUAUCCAGACAGGGAAGCCUCACAGUGUUAGACUGUACGUCGAAAUAUAAGGAUUACUCGCCGUUCAAUAACUUCACGAAGGAUGAUUUUCGCGAGGAUAAUUCAUUCAGAAAACAGAAUUCCGGCCUGUAUCAUACAGACAGUCUUUAUUCCAACUGCAGCAUCUCGAAGCGGGACGAUUUUAUCAUACCUAACAAACAAAGUGCGAGUAACGAUCGCUCUAUCGAAGCCAAAUCGACGCGCGAUGAUUCCAAAAAUCCGAUGAUGACCACAUCUAUUUAUAGUAGCGAUUUAAAGGCGACGCCAAAUUGUUUAUCGGACUACACCGGUUGCUAUAAAAAUGUCGACGUCUGCAGACAGGACAGCUUCGGAUCCGACAGCGCACUCGGCACUAUGAAGAGCGAUUUCUUCGCGGAUGUUGAUUUCGCGCAGAUGAGAGACGACCGGCAUACACCGGAGUUGUGUCACACCCCUGAAAGGUGCUGCACACCUAAUCGUACAACGUCGCCGCCGAUAGAGACCACCGCUUUGUAAAUUAAAACGCUCUAAAAAAACGGAUAACAGCUUUACGGAACGGCAAGAUAACGCGCGUAAUCCCCGGCGAUGGAUGAAUCUCAUUUGCUACUAAUUUGAUCUCUUUAUUCAUAAUGUAAGGUCCGAACAUGUAACGUGCUUAGUUUGCAGUAUUAACUUUUUAGCCAGAGUUUACUUCGUCCAGUAUUUUUUUAGUGUAUUGAGCGAGGAAAGAUUGAAUUUGUAUGUUGUUUUUAAUAUGAUGCGACAUUUUGAUCACAUUUUUUUUGGACAAAUUUUUUUAAAGAAAAGUAUUAUCUUUGUUAUUAAAACUGAAUUUAAAAUAUGGAAGAGUUAACAUGUGCAAAACGCAAAAUUUCGGGUUGGAAAUAUUCCCGUUAAUAAAUCAAACUGUUAUCUUACUGAAGAAAGUAAUGGUAACGCGAUACUCAGUAUUAAUGAAUUUUGUUUGCUGUCAGUUUACACGAAUUUCUAGAUGUAAUCACAUCAGUUAUAACUUAGCCGUAAGGAUUUUAUUACAUUCCUCUACGAGAUCUUGCCACGCGAUUUUUAGAAGUUCUAGCGAUAAAACGCUACUCCGAAAGCAUUCCAUCCAAAGUACUACUUUAAAAUUUGAAAUUUUGAUAAGUAUGAUAUUACUAGCGUGUGCUCGAAUAAGCGGUAUUGUGAAUACUCUUGCAGACUAUAAUCUACAAUUACAUAAUCACAGAAUCAAAAAUCAUCAAAAGCCGAAGUACGAAGUUGGUGCAAUUACGUUUCCUCGGAAACUACACGUUCACGUACGUUUCCCUUAAACUAUGAAAACAUCAAGUAGACUCAGUUCUUGUAGAAUACGAUGUAAAAAUGAUACUAUCUGUUUCCAGAGAUACAGAUGUACAUCACAGUGUAAAAUAUUAUAUACGUUUGUAUAUGUACAGAUUAUUUACAUAAAUGUAUGUAUACAUACGUGCAUAUAAAUAUAUACUUAUACAUGACGUUUAUAUCUUCGUUACAUCUCGAUAACUAUUCAUAAUAUAUUUUGAUAAAAUAAGAUUAUGUAUAUUAAAAAUAUGAUUAAUUUAUGUCUUUUUUUAUUGACAUCUUAGACUCAUUUAACGAGGAUAUAAACGAUGAUAAAGUAGUAUUGUGUGUAUAAAGAAAGAACAAAUAAUUUGUAUAUAAUUUUGUAUAUAUCCAAAUAUUUGUAAUUGUCAAAAACACACUGAUCGAAAUAUUUGAGUCACGUUUAGUUUUAUACUUCUGAUGUAAGUAUACAACUAAUUUGCCUUUCUGUAUUCUAUCCGCAUGUCAUAUUUCGUUUCAGAUGAAGUCAUACGUUUAUGCUUUCAUAGAUGCAAAUCCCAACAAUAAUUUUAAUACUCAUAACUCUAUCACAUUUUUACCUCACCAAUCAAGAUUAUUUCAUAUUUGAUUGUAAUGCAUGAAAUUAUGUGAGUAAUGCGAUCAUUUUACUUUAUUUAUCACGAAAUAAAUUUUUUUGAAUGCACCUAUAUGUUAGUUAAUAUAUUGUCUUAAAUAAACGUUUAUUAGUUAUGA
Molecule: messenger RNA, 6051 nt
Organism: Linepithema humile (Argentine ant)
Lineage: Eukaryota; Metazoa; Arthropoda; Insecta; Hymenoptera; Formicidae
Source: RefSeq, a predicted model, not a curated record